This is a messenger RNA of Staurois parvus, 446 nucleotides long. NCBI's taxonomy places the organism in Eukaryota, Metazoa, Chordata, Amphibia, Anura, Ranidae. The record is from the annotation of a GenBank genome assembly.
AGGUCUCGGGCCCCCAGGCGGAGCGGCGGGCGCCGGGCCCCCAAGUGGAGCGACAGGUCUCAGCCCUCAGGCGGAGCGGCGGGCGCCGGACCCCCAGGUGGAGCGACAGGUCUCGGGCCCUUAGGCGGAGCGGCGGGCGCCGGACCCCCAGGUGGAGCGACAGGUCUCGGGCCCUCAGGCGGAGCGGCGGGCGCCGACCCCCAGACGAAGUGGCGGGCACCGAGUCGUCUGGCAAGACAGUGGGCUCCGAGUCAACAGGCACGACAGUGUGUGCACCGGGUCAUCAGGUAUCGAAUUGUCUGGCUCGACAGCGGGCAUCGGGUCACCAGGUAUGACAGCGGGCACUGAGUCAAUUGGCACGACAGCGGGCACUGGAUCAGGUACCGGAUCAUCUGGAUCAAGAGCGGGCAUCGAGUCAACUGGCCUAAUAGGAUCGUCGGGCUGGA